Durotheca rogersii is the source of this 1795-nucleotide messenger RNA. RefSeq lists its product as uncharacterized. Gene Ontology annotation, molecular function: structural molecule activity. Gene Ontology annotation, cellular component: cytosol; proteasome regulatory particle, lid subcomplex; nucleus. The transcript is spliced from 2 exons. NCBI's taxonomy places the organism in Eukaryota, Fungi, Ascomycota, Sordariomycetes, Xylariales, Xylariaceae. The coding region runs from base 196 to 1338 and encodes 380 amino acids. Gene Ontology annotation, biological process: ubiquitin-dependent protein catabolic process. The record is from RefSeq and is a predicted model, not a curated record.
GGGAACAGAGCUCCUCGCCCGGAAACCCAUCCACCCACCCAAUACCAACACCAUCACCACCACCAUUCAAAGCUUCAUCAUACUCACCCGCGCUGCAGGAAGAACCUACCCACCGAGAGAGAGAAAAAGGAAAAACAAACCCCGAAAAUUGGAGAAGAAGAAGAAAGAAAGAAUAGCCCAACUCCCUCUCUUAUCAUGAACGUCGACACCAUCGCCGACUUCCUCGCCGAGCAGCGGGACCAGACCCCGGAUGAGCUCCAGUACCUCAUAAUCCAAUUCGAGAACUUAUGGGAGCGCAAGCUGUGGCACCAGCUUACCGACGCCCUCCUCGAGUUCUUCGCCAGCCCUCAGAGCGAGGGCCAACGCCUCGAGUUCUACAAGGUCUUCAUCCUUAAGUUCGCUGAUAAGAUCAACCAGCUUAAGCUUGUCACCCUCGGCCUUAAAGCCGCCACGCAAUGUCGAGAUAACCAAGAGCGCCUCGCCUUCCUGUCCGACCUGGCCAAGAGGGUCGACAACGAGAACUCGCAGGACGCCUUCGUGUACGCCGCCGUGGCCGUGGCGCACGUCGAGCUCGACCUGCAGGAUGCCGAGGCGGCCCGGCGGUCGCUCGACCGGGCCGAGCGCAUCCUCGACGGCUUCGACUCGGUCGAGACCAAGGUCCACGCCGCCUUCUACCAGAUCAACGCCGACUACUACGAGGCCCGCGCCGACUUCGCGUCCUACUACCGCAACGCCCUGCUCUACCUCGCCUGCAUCGACCUCGCCUCGCUGUCCGACGCCGAGCGCCGCGCCCGCGCCCGCGACCUCGGCGUCGCUGCCCUCGUCUCCGACUCCAUCUACAACUUCGGCGAGCUGCUCCAGCACCCCAUCCUCGCUGCCCUCACCGGCGACGUCGCCUGGCUCCGGGACCUCCUGCGCGCCUUCAACCGCGGGGACCUCGCCGCCUACGACGUGCUCUCGGGCCACAUCGCCUCCCACCCGCUGCUGCGCGAGCACGCCGCCGGCAUCCGCCAGAAGAUCUACCUCGCCGCGCUCACCGAGAGCGUCUUCCGCCGCCCGCCCCACCAGCGCGCCAUGACCUUCGACGCCAUCUCCGCCGACACCAAGGUCCGCCCCGACGAGAUCGAGCACCUCGUCAUGAAGGCGCUCAGCCUCGGCCUCGUCCGCGGCACCAUCGACGAGGUCGGCGAGGUCGUCAACUUCACCUGGGUCCAGCCCCGCGUCCUCGACAUGGCUCAGAUCGCGAGCAUGAGUCAGCGCCUCGGCGAGUGGGCCGAAAACGUCAACAAGCUCGGCAACUGGAUCGAGGCCACCGGGCAGGACGUCUGGGCGCCCUAAAGAGGGUCUCUCCAUUUUUGGGGGUCUCCGAUUUGGACGGCAUGCCAUGUGCGUUGGCCAGUAUUAUCCUCCUCCCUCUCCGCCCCUCCGCCCCUCCUACCCCUCCCUCUGGCCAGCCUUGGCGUGUCUCGAAGAAAAAAAAAUCCGAGCUCAAUAUGUUACGUAGGAGAUAGUGGGGGUUUGGAGGGGCGUUGGGGGAGGAUUUUCGGAGGGGAAAAGGGGAGGGGAGCCGAUUGACAGCCCGCUCCGUUACAGUUAGGAGCUUCCUAGAGCAGCUCUCACCCGCCCUAUAAGCUAAGAUGGAUACUUUCCACCCUUACCUGGUCCCACCGUCACCGCGCAAUAGAAAUACGUAUACGUUCCUCCCCGGACAAGGGGGUGUCUGUUGCUGUUGUCCACGACGCUAAUUAGUGCGGAAGAGAAGGGAGGGACCGGGGAGGAGGAGGAGGAGGAGGAG